Apiotrichum porosum is the source of this 3162-nucleotide messenger RNA. It is a transcript of the gene BUD6, whose product is annotated as Bud site selection protein 6. The transcript has 5 exons. The record is from RefSeq and is a predicted model, not a curated record. Gene Ontology annotation, molecular function: cytoskeletal regulatory protein binding. The coding region runs from base 1 to 3162 and encodes 1053 amino acids. NCBI's taxonomy places the organism in Eukaryota, Fungi, Basidiomycota, Tremellomycetes, Trichosporonales, Trichosporonaceae. Gene Ontology annotation, biological process: establishment of cell polarity. Gene Ontology annotation, cellular component: cell tip; cytoplasm.
AUGUAUGAUGGCGCAGCCGGAAGCGGCGGAGGCAGUAGCAGCAGCGGCGGCCACAUGGAACCCAACAUGGCCGGCGCCGGAGCAGGCGGAGCAGGUGGUGGCCAACCGCUCGCUCGCAUCCACAGCGGUGGACCGACCAGAGCACCGGCCUCUACUCUCGACUCGUUUAUCACGCGUCUGCUAGUCGUCACAAAGCAGUUGCUACAAGGGUUGGAUCAGUGGUCACAGGGCAUGUUGUCCGAGGAGGAUGUCAGCGAUAUCUAUGUCCGGCUCGGUAACGGCUUUGAGCUGUGUGUCGCUGCGUUCCGACGGGUCGGCAUAUCCACAGCCGACCUCGACUCUGUCCCCCGCGACCUACGCGAGAUUCUCGAGCGUGCCCUCGCCGAGGAGCCCUCGCAGGACACGCUCAACCUGUACCUCCCGGACAUUCGCGCCAUCAUCUUCAACCUGCUCAGCGGCCUCAAGAACAAGCAAAUCUCGUACAAGCGGUUGCUGGCCGACAGGCAACAGUCCGACCCAAUGCCUGCACCGACUCCAAGCAGACCCCCUCGUGCGCUUUCGAGUUCUACGAUCGCGUCUGCCGAGGGACAUGUGAGCCCGUCAUCCAUCUCGUCCCAGCUCCCGCCCGGCGGUCCCCGACCACCAUCGGCGACUGCGCUCGCCGAGAGGAGCCAGCACCGCUCAGCAGGUCCGCGUCCUGCUCCCCCAGACGCGUUCCGCCCCACGCGCACACGCUCCGGCGAGAGCUCGAGGCAGGACACGCACUCGUCAAUCUCGUCGCAGCUAUCCUCGCCCGUCGACCCGAGACGUAUCCCACAGCCACCCCCAGUAGCAAGCACGGCCCCGCCAGUGCCUACUGCCGGACCUAGCCGUACCGCUCGUCACCCCGACCGCGUCAGCCGCGACAGCUUUGGUAAUGUCACCGUCACAUCCCGCUUCUCAGCAGAUUCGGACAUGUCAGCGGGCUCGACCAGGACUCCAGCAGCCGCAGCUGCUGCAGCAGCCGCAGCAGCUCCGGCUCCGGCUCCGGCUCCGGCACCGACAAUCGUGACUGUCCCCUCCCCAAUCCCGGAAGCGCCAGCCGCGGCAGGUGGCAGGUCGCCCAGUAAGGACGACGACUACUUCUCCCCGUUGUCUGCCACCAAGGAAGACCCCUUCAUCCCGCCAACCACUGUCACCCCGCCUGACCAGAUCCAGCGCGCGCCAGUCGUGCCGGUUCUCAAUGUCCCUGGGGGUGGUAGCAGCGACUCGUCGCCGCCUCUUGCCUCCACACCCGUCAACGACCAUGCCGUGCGUCAGUCUCUGACCCGCCUGCAAAAGUCGGACGCACUGGAGAGGCGAGCGUCCAAGCGUUUCUCGAGCUACACGUUCAACAAGAUGUUGCCCGGGUCGCCCAGUGGAAACCGCAAGAGUACGCAGAACGGCAGCCCGCAACGGCCCAGUCGCCGAUCGGACCGUCUGCCGCCCAUGCCUGCGGUGCCAGAGGACGGCGCGCGAGCCACCCCUCCCGACAUGUCUGUGGGUGAUAGUACCGCGCUGUCAGUGUACGCGCCGACCGCUCCGUCGUCGCCCACGGCCAGUAACCGGACCAUGGAGGAGAUUCCCAUCUCGGGCACUGGAGCACCCACGGCCAGCCCUGCGGGUCUGGGUCUCAACAUGGACAUGGGCGAUGCCUCGGCCAUUACGCGUCAAGAGUCCAACACUUCCGGUGUGGCUCUUGGUGCCCCCGCAAGCGUAUCGCCCCCGCCGACGUCGCUCUCCGCGUUCCUCCAGCUCGGCCGUCAAGUGAAAAAGGCCACCAUCGAGCUGCCCCUGACCAUGUCUGCGCUCAGACUGCUGUUCAUGGAGCGCUUCGAGUAUGAUCCUGGAAUGGAGGAUUUCCCCGACGUCUACAUUCGCGACAACCGCACAGGUGUCCAGUAUGAGCUGGAGGAUAUGGACGACGUCAGGGAAGGUGUUGUGUUGACUCUGGAUAUUGAGCCCUUGGACCAGGUCAAGCAGCACUUUGACCUUACUUUUGCUACCCUCGCGCAAGAGAUCAAGGACCUCAAGUCGGCGUUCACGGCCCCGCGCCGCCAAUCGAUGCAGGUACCCGCCGCUUCACUGCUGAGUGUCUCUGCAUCGGUGCCCAACCUGGCGGUUCCGGCCCCCGCUAUUCGAGUUGCUGUCCCCGAGCCUGUUGUUGUCCCCGAGCCCCCGCGUCCUGCCCCCCAGCGCACUGCCUCGGGAUCGACCAUUAUCGCCCCAACAACCGACCUGCGCAGGCACCACGACGAGGUGCAGAGCUUGCGCCGCGACCUGGCCAUUAUGCGCCAGCUGCACCUGGAUUUCCUCAGCCAGACGAAAGAGUCGUUCAACGCCCUGCGAGCGCAAAACUCGUCCAUGCGCGAGGUUGUCAAUACCAAAAUGGGCGGAAGCCGUGCGCUGCUCGACAACAGCAAGGCCAAGCUCGAGGGCCAGUGCCAGGACACGAUCCAGUCGGUCGAGGAGGUUUCGGACAUUAUUGACGGCGCGCGCGAGGACGCGCUUCGUCGCGGUAUCACGCCCUCGCGCACCAAGAUGGACAAGAUUCGCGCCGACCUGUCCAAGGCGACCAACUAUGUCGAGAUCUUUGCGUCGGACGUGACGCUGGCCGAGCCGACAUGGCGCGCCACGUGGCUCUCCGAGCUCCAGCGCGUGACCGAGGAACAGCGCCUCCUGGCGUACCAGAACAAGCUCGCUACCGACCUCAAGAACGACAUCAAGGACGCGACAGACAUGCUGGACAAUGUCCAGGCGUUUGUCGAGCAGCGACAGGCCGGCGGCGGCGCCAAGAAGGGCUUCCGCCCGCCGUCGCCUGACGAAGGGGCCGGCGGCAUGUCCAACCUCCUCAUGGAGAUCCGCACCAAGGAAUCCGACCCGACGCAGCGUCUCCGCGCCAUUGAAGAGCAGCAGCGCGCGCGGGAAAAGGACCUGGCGAACCGCACGGACGACUUUCAGAACGAGCUCUCGGGCUUUGUCGAGGGCAAAAAGCUGCGCAAGACGGGCGGGACGGACGAGGCGGACCGUGUCCGUCAGAGGCGCCAGGAUAUCACCAUCAAGCGCAUGUUGACGGGCGACGCGCCCGGGUCCCCGCCCAGUGUGGUAUCGCCCCAAGUCACGGGACUCAGCCUGCGCGAUUAG